Molecule: messenger RNA, 321 nt
Organism: Fukomys damarensis (Damara mole-rat)
Lineage: Eukaryota; Metazoa; Chordata; Mammalia; Rodentia; Bathyergidae
Product: pancreatic progenitor cell differentiation and proliferation factor
Exons: 1
Coding region: 1-321 (106 amino acids)
Biological process (GO): multicellular organism development; cell differentiation
Source: RefSeq, a predicted model, not a curated record
AUGGCAGCCAUCCCUUCCAGUGGUUCUCUCACAGCCAUCCAUGACUACUACGGGUGCCACCUGGGCUCAGCGUCCAGCAACAGCUCCUGCGGAAGUGUCGAGAACCCCGGGGAAGCCAUCCCCUACCACCCAGGUCUCCCCAAGGCCGACCCAGGUCACUGGUGGUCCAGCUGCUUUUUCGGGAAGUCCACUGUCCCAUUCAUGGCCACAGUGCUGGAGUCCCCAGAGCACUCGGAAUUCCCCCAGGCUCCCAGAGGCAUGGUCACCAGUGGUUUGGCUUCGGAAACCACAAGGAAGCAGCCACUCAGCCAGCCCAGCUAG